This is a messenger RNA of Elaeis guineensis (African oil palm), 3510 nucleotides long. Its product is annotated as long chain acyl-CoA synthetase 4. Gene Ontology annotation, cellular component: membrane; endoplasmic reticulum. Gene Ontology annotation, molecular function: long-chain fatty acid-CoA ligase activity. Gene Ontology annotation, biological process: fatty acid metabolic process. Lineage: Eukaryota; Viridiplantae; Streptophyta; Magnoliopsida; Arecales; Arecaceae. The record is from RefSeq and is a predicted model, not a curated record.
GCAGAUUUCCUCGUGAGCCACCGGAUUGCCAUCCAAAGGCCGAAACGAGCCACUGAUUCCGGCACAGAAACGUGAGCGGGAGAAAGCGAGGGUGGGGCCCCGGAAGGGGCGGAACGUAGUUAAGAUUUAAAAGGACGACAGAAACGAAAUCAAGAAAUCGAAGCAGAACACCCCACCACUCCCAUCUGCCUCCAUUAGGAUACCGACAGAAGUCGGGAUCGGGUUCUUGUUUUCUAUUUAUAUUGUAGAAGAAGGGCGCGGAUCGGUGGAGAUGAUGCAUGUUAUAGAGGUGGAGAAGGGGAGGGAGGCCACCGACGGCCGGCCCUCCGUCGGACCGACCUAUCGGAGUGCCUUCGCCAAGGAUGGCUCCCCCCCGCCCGUCCCCGGUGUCGACAGUUGCUGGGAUGUCUUCCGUUUGAGUGUAGAGAGAUGCCCCAACAACCGAAUGCUGGGCCGUCGUGAAAUUGUUGAUGGAAAGCCGGGUAAAUAUGUUUGGAUGACCUACAAAGAAGUAUAUGACAUUGUGAUGAAGAUUGGGGCUUCGAUUCGGAGUCUUGGGGUCGAGCAGGGUGGACGUUGUGGCAUCUAUGGUUCUAACUGUCCUGAAUGGGUCAUUAGUUUGGAGGCUUGCAAUGCUCAUGGGAUUUACUGUGUUCCCUUGUAUGAUACUCUUGGUGCUGGUGCAGUAGAAUUCAUUUUAUGUCAUUCAGACGUUCAGAUUGCUUUUGCAGAAGAGAAAAAGAUUGGAGAGGUGUUGAAAACCCUUCCUAGCUCAUCUAAAUUCUUAAAAACAAUUGUUAGUUUUGGCAUGGUCACCUCUGAGCAAAGAGAUGAGGUUGAAAAGUCUGGUUUGGCAAUAUAUUCAUGGGAUGAAUUUUUGCUCUUGGGAAGUAAUCAACAAUAUGAUCUUCCAAUGAAGAAGAAAACUGAUACAUGUACUAUAAUGUACACCAGUGGAACAACUGGUGACCCAAAAGGUGUGAUGAUUUCGAAUGAUAGCAUUGUCACUCUUGUUGCUGGUGUAGAUCGGCUGCUUUAUUGUGUGAAUGAGCAGUUGCAUGAAGGUGAUGUUUAUUUAUCUUAUCUACCCCUCGCACAUAUCUUUGACCGUGUUAUUGAAGAGUUGUUCAUUUUUCAUGGGGCCUCAAUUGGAUUUUGGCGUGGGGAUGUCAAGUUAUUAGUUGAAGACAUAGGGGAAUUAAAGCCAACUAUCUUUUGUGCUGUUCCACGUGUGUUGGAUCGCAUUUAUACAGGGCUACAAGCAAAGAUUUCGUCAGGAGGUCUCCUGAAGAGUACAUUGUUUAAUAUUGCUUACAAAUACAAAUUUCGUAACAUGUCAAAAGGAAGCAAGCAUGAGGAUGCAGCUUCAAUUUUUGACAAAGUAGUUUUUAAUAAGGUAAAAGGUGGACUUGGUGGGAGAGUACGGAUAAUUUUAUCUGGAGCAGCUCCUCUAUCAACCCAUGUGGAAGAAUUUUUACGGGUGGUGACGUGUUCCCAUGUUCUACAAGGCUAUGGUCUUACGGAGACUUGUGCUGGAACAUUUGUCACUUUGCCGAAUAAUCUAUCAAUGCUUGGAACAGUAGGCCCUCCAGUGCCAAAUGUUGAUGUGCACCUGGAGUCUGUUCCUGAAAUGAACUAUGAUGCUCUUGCAGAAGUUCCUCGUGGAGAAAUCUGUGUGAGGGGAAAUACUUUAUUCUCAGGAUACUACAAACGUGAAGAUCUUACAAAGGAGGUUAUGAUUGAUGGUUGGUUUCACACAGGGGACAUUGGUGAAUGGCAGCCUGAUGGAAGUAUGAAAAUCAUUGAUCGGAAGAAAAACAUAUUUAAGCUUUCACAAGGAGAAUAUGUUGCGGUUGAAAAUCUGGAGAAUGUCUAUGGUCUGGUUCCCGAUAUAGAUUCGAUAUGGAUAUAUGGAAAUAGCUUUGAGUCUUUCCUUGUUGCCAUUGUCAAUCCCAAUAAGCAAGCCCUCGAGCAUUGGGCUGAAGAAAAAGGUGUAAGGGGGGAUUUCGCUGCAAUAUGUGAGAACCCCAAGGCAAAAGAAUACAUUUUGGGGGAGCUUACAAAGGCUGCAAAAGAAAAGAAGCUGAAAGGUUUUGAGUUCGUAAAGGCAAUUCACCUUGAUCCUGAACCAUUUGAUAUGGAGCGUGAUCUCCUUACCCCAACAUACAAAAAGAAGAGGCCACAGAUGCUUAAGUAUUACCAGCAUGCUGUGAAAAGGCUGGUGCGUAGGACUUGAAAAAAGAGCACUCAAGUGUUAAGAUCCAUUUUUCUAAAAGACUUGUGCGCUCGAGGUACGGUUGUCUGGGUCUGUGCGCUUCUCUUGGGCUUUCUCUCGAACAGGUCGUGGGACUGGUGUGCGGCUGGUGCUUGAUGGAGGAUAGGGGGAAGUCAGGAAGCGAGGGUGGUCAAACUUCUUCGGCCACCGGCGAGGAGGGUCGGACCUGGGCAAAGGUGGCCUAGGGUCCAUCUGGGCAGGCUAUGUGGACAUCCCACAAGAUAUCUGAGGCUGAGGUUGAAAAACUUCAGCAACAUUUCACGAAGAUCCUCGAAAUCCCGGAAGAUGAGAUGGAAGAGUCUUGGGGGGAAGUGGGAGAAGGUGCUCAGUGUUUGCCCGGAGUCUUGGCCGGAGAGUCCCGAUUGAUUGGGUUGGUAGGGAUUUCAAGGAAAAGGGGAAAUGACAGAGCGAUGUUGAAGCCCUUUUUUUUUUUCUGGCGGAGGAUCAUCUCUUUUUCCGAUUCAAAUCGGAGGAGUGUAAUGCUAUUCUCCAUGGUGGCCCAUGGAUUGUCGCCGGCAAACUCUUGGCUGUUGAACCUUUGGAGCCGAACUUCAUUCUAGGGACCAACAUGAUGAAAAAAGCAAUGGUGUGGAUGCGGCCCCCAAGCCUUCCGAUCGAGUUUUGGACUGCACGGCGACUGUGGAGCAUCAACGGGGAAGCCGGAAACCAUUUCCAUUGCCAACACCGACCACUUGCAAAAAACCGGCUUUGCGAGCGCGCGUCUAUAAGGGGGAAGAGCCGGGUCUUCUGGCAAACCGUUUGUUUACGAAAAUUUGGCAGUGGUGUGUUUUCUCUGAAAGCGAAUCGGGCACUCCGACGAUCGCUGCCCCCUCUCCCCUGCUGACACAAACUCGACCAGAAAUGCUAACCCUCUCCAGCUAGAGAAUGCGGUGGAGUUUAGCCUAUCGUCCAUGGAUAUGGCGCCCGAUGGUCACUUCAAAACUCCGACCUCCGAGGGCUAAGCCGGCUACUGUGAAUGGGAAGGAGACCGAGUGACGAUCAAACUUGGCGGCUCCUAUCUUGGCGAGGACUCACCUCUGAGGCAGUCAAGUCCACUUGGAUCCCUCCAGGUGAUGAAGGCCGGUAACAAUCCUUUAGAUACUGUUUGAUAGUAUUUCAUCUUAUUUAGUAUUAUAAAAUUUCAUCUAAUGACAAAAAAUUUAAUGAUAAAUUUGAUAAUAGCAUCACUGUAUUAUACAAUGAUAUUAUCACGAUACAUAUCUCAGAUGAUAGAA